CACACGCAGAUCCUUACACACAGAGGCACACAUACACAGACACACACGCAACACACCCCACAGUAGUCCUCGCUCGGUCUUCCUGCCAGCCAGCCUGCACCAUGUCGGAAAUCCUCCCCUACAGCGAGGACAAGAUGGGCCGCUUCGGCGCCGACCCAGAGGGCUCAGAUCUCUCCUUCAGCUGCCGCCUCCAGGACACCAACUCCUUCUUUGCGGGCAACCAAGCCAAACGGCCCCCUAAGCUGGGCCAGAUCGGCCGAGCCAAGAGAGUGGUGAUCGAGGAUGACCGGAUAGAUGACGUGCUGAAGGGAAUGGGGGAGAAGCCGCCCACGGGAGUGUAG
Messenger RNA from Gracilinanus agilis (Agile Gracile Mouse Opossum), 341 nucleotides. It is a transcript of the gene CAMK2N2, whose product is annotated as calcium/calmodulin dependent protein kinase II inhibitor 2. Lineage: Eukaryota; Metazoa; Chordata; Mammalia; Didelphimorphia; Didelphidae. Bases 102 to 341 code for a protein of 79 amino acids. Gene Ontology annotation, molecular function: protein kinase binding; calcium-dependent protein kinase inhibitor activity. Gene Ontology annotation, biological process: negative regulation of protein kinase activity. The transcript is spliced from 2 exons. The record is from RefSeq and is a predicted model, not a curated record.